This is a messenger RNA of Esox lucius (northern pike), 1205 nucleotides long. RefSeq lists its product as uncharacterized. The transcript is spliced from 2 exons. NCBI's taxonomy places the organism in Eukaryota, Metazoa, Chordata, Actinopteri, Esociformes, Esocidae. The record is from RefSeq and is a predicted model, not a curated record. The coding region runs from base 139 to 858 and encodes 239 amino acids.
CCUCUAUACAUUUACUUUUUAAUUGUUUAGUCUUUGAUUUUAUCAUUGUAUUUCUGUGUUAGGAGUCCCAGUCCUUCUAUAUCAAACUGAUCCUAGGUCAGCAGUCUUUCAGAGAAACUUCCCUGAUACUGACCAGAAAUGUGGGAACAACUUUGUGGAAAGAACCAAACCUGGGCCAGGGGUACCAUGGUUCAAACACUCAACAACAUGGAGGAACUUAGAGAUUCUGAGUUUGGUCGUCCCAAGCCCAGACACGGGCUCAAGCUUCUUUACUGGUUCGCCAACAAUUAUAUUGUCUUCAAUGAAGACCACCAAAUGGUGGCACAAUACGACCCUGAUGAUGGGGACUUUGGUUUCCAUCCCUUCCACAACAGACUGGAAUGUGGGAACAAUGACUGCAGGAGGCUCCUUCCUGAUGAUGGAAACCAGUUUUUUGAGGUAGGAAACCUCCACUUCUCAGUAUCUAAAUCCAUGCCUAAAUAUGUCUGGAAAGAUUACAGCGGAUACCCUGGCGACAGCAACAUGGACCGCCUCAUCAUCAGCAUGCGCCCAGAUGAGAUUGUGGAUAAGGUCUAUGUGACUCAGCAUGACGACCUAAUGACCUUUGACCCCGUCAAUACCUAUCGCAUCAGCAGAGGGUUGCUCAUGAUCAUCUGUGGCCAUAGAUCUGCAGGCAUGUCACUGGGGGACUUCCUGAAUCAAGUGGGCUAUUCUACCCAUCGGUCAAGCAUAUACUCUUGUGAAAGUUCUGCCUGGAGACCUGCUCCAAGCUCCACACACAGGGUUACAACAAUCAAAAUGCAGGCAGAACCGGUAGCUCCACCAGGCUUCUGGGAUUCAUUUUGUACCAUAUUGUAGAUCAGCAGUUCCCAAUCUUGGUCACGCUGGGGACUAUGGUGUGUACAUAUUAUUGUGUGUAUGGUGUGUUUGCCAAUGUUGUGGCCCCAAUCAAAGCUUGCUUUAAGGGCCUCAUAUUUACCAUGACAAUUUUUGUGUUUCCACACACAUAGUGUGCCAAAAUUCUUUCAUUAUAUGCGUGGAAUGCAGCUAGUAUUAUCAGGUACCUUGAACUAAAGUAUUCUAUUGUCAGUUAAAUUAGGAGAGUGAAAGACAGUUUUCUUACUUUCUAGUCCACCCUUGCUGUCUUGCCAGGUGGGCUCUCGUCGCCACUGGGAUGCCCUCCCUCCAAUGCCCUUCGGGGGAAG